Pyrenophora tritici-repentis Pt-1C-BFP is the source of this 174-nucleotide messenger RNA. Lineage: Eukaryota; Fungi; Ascomycota; Dothideomycetes; Pleosporales; Pleosporaceae. The record is from RefSeq and is a predicted model, not a curated record.
AUGUCUCCCUCUAUGCUGCUACGAAUCAUCCAGCAGCAAUUACGAGAUAUAGUAGAAGGAAAGGCAAAGGCAAAGGCAAAGGCAAAGGCAAAGGCAAAGGCAAAGGCAAAGGCCGACAUGUAUGAGAUGACGUCACUCCCCACUACUACCCUUAGCUACAUUUGUGAUCCUUAG